Messenger RNA from Necator americanus (New World hookworm), 804 nucleotides. RefSeq lists its product as uncharacterized. The transcript has 6 exons. The record is from RefSeq and is a predicted model, not a curated record. Lineage: Eukaryota; Metazoa; Nematoda; Chromadorea; Rhabditida; Ancylostomatidae. The coding region runs from base 1 to 804 and encodes 267 amino acids.
AUGUGGGUCUCUUCGAGACUUUGCACAGGAAUCAGGGUGGACGGAGUGCCAGCUCGUCGAAGAACUCUGUUACAUAGGAUAUGGAAUAGAGACAAACGGAUUGCUCUGUACAAGCUCUCGCAGAAGAUCGAAAAGGUUGGGCAGAGCUAUGUUGAAAGACGAUUCGCCUCGGCGAAAAUCCGGGCAAUCGCGUCAGACGAUAAUAUAAGGUCGCUGACUAUGACAAGUGGAGGUGGACAUGGUGGAGGUGGACAUGGUGGAGGUGGACAUGGCGGAGGUGGACAUGGUGGAGGUGGACAUGGCGGAGGUGGACAUGGCGGAGGUGGACAUGGCGGAGGUGGACAUGGUGGAGGUGGACACGGUGGAGGUGGACAUGGUGGAGGUGGACCCGGUCAUGGUGGGCCCGGUCAUGGUGGGCCCGGUCAUGGUGGGCCCGGUCAUGGUGGACCCGGACAUGGUGGACCCGGUCAUCAUCACGGUGGUCACGAUCAUCAUCACAGCUUCGGUUCCCAUGGCUCUGGUUCAUCAGGUUCUUCGUUUGAUCUUCUUGGUUUUCGACGGCGACCGCAGUAUUCAUGGCCAUCGUACUACUAUUCCAACUAUCAAACGUCACCGUACUAUUCCUAUUAUCAGCCCUACCAGUCCAACCCUUAUUAUCAAUCAACAUACUAUCAGAGAGCAGCUUAUACGUGUGAAGUUCAACGAUUAGCGAGCUGGAGCGGAACUCGACAGGUGUGGUACUGUGUGUGCAGUGGUUCACCUUCCUACCAAUACGAUAGAUGUAAUCAUCCAUACUAUGGAUGA